AAAAGAAAAAGUCGUCCUCUUCUUCCCUCCAGGCCGCCAGGGAUAUAAGAGACGGUCAAAGUAGAAUUCCUGAUAUUUCAUAGAACUCCCAGGGGCAAAUCCGUAGUUUACCAUAGCAAAGAAAAAGGCAUCUUCUUUCCUUUUUCCGUGUAAACGCUUUGAAGGGAAAAAAAAAAAACCAGCCGUUGCAGAGCUGACCAUUAUUAGCGAUAGUGCGUCUUUUGAAGAAUCGAAAACCACUUCUUUUUAAUUUACCAAAUUACCCUUCCAUUCUCUUCUUUCUCUCUCUAGCCAAGCCAUGGACGAGAGCUCGCAGAGCAAGGUGACGCGGUGUCUGUCGGAGCGUAAGAAGGAAAACCCAGAUAAGAAAAUGGAUUUUCCCGACAAGGGCAUCGAUUUUCUGAGAGAAUCGGAGCUGGGAAAGCCGUCGAAAGCGAGGAAUUCGGGAUCUCAGGAGCUGACUCUGAGCUACCUUUGCGAGAACUCGAAGCAGGCUUUUCUCGAGCAAGACUUUUCCGGGAAAAACCCCCUCUUAGAAAGGUCCCACAAAGGAAAGGAAGUUCUCGAAGGCGACGGCGAUAAUGAUGAUAAAUGGGUCGAGAGGGAUUUCCUCAAUCUCAACAACUCCUCUUCGAAACGAGAAAUCGAUGACGAAGAAGAAGAAGAGAUGGAGAGAGAAAGUAAAGAUAAAAGGCAGAAGCUUGAGACUCUCAAUCUCUCUCUAGCUCUGCCCGACGUUUCUCUCUCUCUAACGGCUUCGAAUGCUCUUCACAAGCCCACUCGGAGCGUACAAUCGCUGACGUAUAAUUCGAACGAUUACACGGCUGCGGCUUCUCUGUCUUACUCUCACUCUCACCCUUUUUCGCACAACCCCAGUUGCUCUCUGACCCGGAAUUCGACCGAGAAUUAUGAGUAUUCUGUUGGGAAAGACGACCAAAUUUGGAACUGUGGAGAAGGGACUAAUGGGUCUGUUCACAGUCGGUUCAAGCCUAUUGGAGAUGGUCAUAUUGGUGUUCUUGGCCUUUAUUCCUUAAUGCAAGGUAAUAAUAACAAUAAGAAAGAUUCUGAUAAUAAUGUUAAUAAUCACUCGUUUUUCCCUUCUGAAUUACCUGCUAGGCCAGUUAGGAUUGUUGAGAAUAAUAGUACCAAUAAUAAUAAUAAUAAUAAUUUUACUCAGUCUGGGGAUUCUAGAGGAAAGGCAGGUUCUGAGAAUUUGAGGGGUUUAGAUAGGCCUAGAAAGAAGGUGUCAAGACCUGAGAGAAUUGUGAGGGAGAUUGUUUCUGAGUCUGUGCCUGUUAUGGCUCAGACAAUUCAGGAGCUUUCGGAGGAGACUAUUAUGUUAGCUAAGGAGUAUUUGAGGAGUCUCAUUUCUGAGAAGAAAGAUGAGCUGGUGAAUCUCCAGACCCGGCUCGAAAGACGGUCUGAUCUUACAAAGGAGACCCUGUCAAAGUGCCAGAAGGACCAGUUGGAGAUCCUUGUUGCUGUGAAAUUGGGUCUUGUGAGCUUCUUGUCGGCGAAAAACCGGCUGCCGAGCAGCGAGCUGGUCGAGGUUUUCUUGUUUAUGAGGUGUAGGAAUGUGAAUUGUAAGAGUUUAUUGCCUGUUGACGAUUGCGACUGCAAGAUCUGCUCUGGGAAUAAAGGGUUUUGCAGCACGUGCAUGUGUCCGGUGUGCUUGAACUUUGACUGUGCAAGCAAUACUUGUAGUUGGGUGGGGUGUGACGUGUGUUCGCAUUGGUGCCAUGCCUCUUGUGGGAUUCAAAGGAAUCUCAUCAAGCCGGGUCCUAGCUUGAAGGGUCCCUCGGGUACUAGCGAGAUGCAGUUUCAUUGCAUUGGCUGCGGUCAUGCCUCGGAGAUGUUUGGUUUUGUUAAGGAUGUGUUUCUCUGCUGUGCAAAGGAUUGGGCUCUUGAGACCUUCCUUAAGGAGCUCGACUGUGUGAGGAAGAUCUUCAGGGGAAGUGAUGAUUUCAAAGGCAAGGAGUUGUACCAUAAGGCCGAGGAGAUCAUUACGAAACUGGGAAGUAAAUUGAUGUCGCCUAAAGAUGCCUGCAGUUUCAUUACUCAGUUCUUUAACUACACAGAUGGCUUGGCAGACUUUCCUUCUUCGGGUUUAUCCGCAAAAGAGUUGGUAACAAAUCAAUCCAGUCUUAGGAAAGAUGCGACCCCUGUUCCGCAACCUGCAUCUUUACCGGCUAAGUACGCUGCUUACAACAUGAGUUCUAGCUUACAACGAGACAUGCUGCCAAAUGACCUCCGUCACAGUGACCUCAAGGCUUCGCUCUUGAGCUCCGAAGAUGACUUCAGAUUCAGGUCCUUAUCAAAACCAGAUGGGUUUGACAGCCUAGAAAGCAUUGUGCGGAUCAAGGAAGCGGAAGCUAGAAUGUUCCAGACCAAAGCAGAUGAGGCUCGGAGAGAAGCGGAGGAAUACCAUCGAGUGAUCAGGGCGACGAUGGAGAAGAUGGAAGGAGAAUAUGCUGAAAAGCUCACCAAACUCCGCUUGCAAGAGACUGAGGAAAGAAGAAGGAAGAAACUUGAAGAGCUGAAGGUCUUGGAGAAUUCACAUUGUGACUAUUACAAGAUGAAGAUAAGAAUGCAAGCUGAGAUUACUGGCUUAUUGGAGAGAAUGGAGGCCACAAAGCAGCAAUGGGUGUAAUUUAUAUAUGGUUUUUAUUUUAUUUUAUUUUUUAAUAUUCUUAACUGAUUGCUGUAAUUGGUGUGUAGCUUGUUGAUGUCACUGCGAUUUUGGACUCAAAAGAGUUGUUGAUUGUUUUAGUUGUGACCAAAUUUCCCUAUCCUUUUCUUGGCAAAGAGACCAUAAAAAGCAAAACAAAAUUCAUCAUCAAUGAGCUCUGUAAUGUUGCCUGCAAAUUACAAUGAAAUCUUUUUGUGC
This is a messenger RNA of Morus notabilis, 2887 nucleotides long. RefSeq names its product protein OBERON 3. NCBI's taxonomy places the organism in Eukaryota, Viridiplantae, Streptophyta, Magnoliopsida, Rosales, Moraceae. The transcript has 2 exons. The record is from RefSeq and is a predicted model, not a curated record. Gene Ontology annotation, cellular component: nucleus. The coding region runs from base 299 to 2650 and encodes 783 amino acids.